CCAACCAUCUAGAACACUGUACAGUAGGUGUUCUGUGACCGUACCUCAGCCUUGAUUCGGAACGAGUAGUAGGUGUACUCUGGAACUACUGCGCCAUUUAGAGCUGUGGGACACUUGCCUCCGAGUCGAGACUGGCGUCAAGUCGCCUUGUUAGCAAUUCGUGAGAGACACAGACCGGGGCUUGCCCUCCCGUAAAGAAUAACAUCGUCGGCACCCGGCCAUUACGCUCUCGGUGUGCACCCGCCAUUUGCCAAGUGCGCAGGCCAUGCCUCGAAGGCGACAUCGUUCCGAGAGCUGCGACUCGCACAGCUCGUCAGACAGCAGCUACCGACACAAGCGCAAGAGGCUCGCUAAGAACCACCGGCGGGACGAUGAAGAGCGGCCGUCGUCGUCAUCUCAUCACCGGCGGCGCAGUCGUCGCAGCCGCCGGGAGCACCGCGGCGGACCGGCGCACCACUGCUCGCGGGUGAGUGCUUUCGGGGAGAGCGGCUAUUUCGGGCCCGGGGUCCGAGCGCCAGUUGUGGGGGGCUUUUGCGUCGUUGGGCAAAUGGUGGUAGGACGCACCUCCUCCGGCGCCGCUGGUGCUGCGGGCAUGUCGGCUGCCGCUCAGUCGCCGGUGCGGAGGCCCCCGAGCGUGGAGGACGAUGAAGAGGGCCAUCUGGUGUACCGGCCGGGAGACGUGCUACAGGACAGAUACAAAAUCAUCACCACUCUAGGCGAGGGCACCUUUGGAAAAGUGGUCAAGGUGACUGACUUACACACGGAUCAGACAAUGGCAUUGAAGAUAAUCAAGAAUGUGGAGAAGUAUCGUGAGGCAGCCCGCCUAGAGAUCAACGUCCUGGAGAGGUUGGCCAAGUGGGACCCAUCGGGCAAACACUUGUGUGUCAAGAUGCUGGACUGGUUUGACUACCAUGGCCAUAUGUGCCUGGCCUUCGAGAUGCUCGGCCUCAGUGUUUUUGACUUUCUGAAGGACAACCACUACCAGCCGUACCCGAUCGAGCAGGUGCGCCACAUUGGCUACCAGCUCUGCUAUUCGGUCAUGUUUUUGCACGAGAAGCAAUUGACGCACACGGACCUCAAGCCCGAGAACAUUCUAUUUGUCAACUCGGACUACGACAUUAGCUACAAUGCCAAGAAGAAGCGUGACGUGCGACGUGUCAAGGACACCAGCAUCAGAUUGAUUGACUUUGGGUCAGCCACGUUUGACGAGGAGCACCACUCGACCAUUGUGUCGACACGCCACUACCGAGCCCCCGAGGUGAUUCUGGAGCUGGGCUGGAGCCAGAGCUGUGAUGUGUGGAGCGUAGGCUGCAUCCUGUUCGAGCUGUACCUGGGCGUCACCCUGUUCCAGACGCACGACAACCGGGAGCACUUGGCCAUGAUGGAGCGCAUCCUCGGGCCACUGCCCUAUCGCAUGUGUCGCAAAACCAAGACCAAGUACUUCUAUCACGGGCGCCUCGAUUGGGAUGAAAAGAGUUCUGCAGGCCGCUAUGUCAAGGAGAACUGCAAGCCACUUCAGCGGUACAUGUCCAUGGAUGAUGAAGCGAGUCGGCAGCUGUUCCACCUCAUCUCUCAGAUGCUGGCCUAUGAACCCUCACAACGCAUCACGCUACGCGAGGCCCUUGACCACCCUUUCUUCGAGCCCCUGCCCGAGGAGGCCAAGUUGCACCUGCAUGCCCGAGACCACAGCCUCAGCAGUGAUUGCUGAUGCAGGUGACCAUGAUGCCUGGGGCCCCAGUGAGCAGUGCGGCCUCCGAUCCACAGUGUAGAUACACCCCUCCCUGGGAGGAAAAUGCCAGUGGCCCUGAAGGAACCACAGGGCGACUUCUUUUAUGGAAAUAAAUGCUUUUCUCGGUUACA
Molecule: messenger RNA, 1860 nt
Organism: Rhipicephalus microplus (southern cattle tick)
Lineage: Eukaryota; Metazoa; Arthropoda; Arachnida; Ixodida; Ixodidae
Gene: Doa
Product: CDC like kinase darkener of apricot
Biological process (GO): regulation of RNA splicing; protein phosphorylation
Cellular component (GO): nucleus
Molecular function (GO): protein serine/threonine kinase activity; ATP binding
Source: RefSeq, a predicted model, not a curated record